Molecule: messenger RNA, 5362 nt
Organism: Hypanus sabinus (Atlantic stingray)
Lineage: Eukaryota; Metazoa; Chordata; Chondrichthyes; Myliobatiformes; Dasyatidae
Product: solute carrier family 25 member 36-like
Exons: 7
Coding region: 166-1107 (313 amino acids)
Biological process (GO): pyrimidine nucleotide import into mitochondrion
Cellular component (GO): mitochondrion
Molecular function (GO): pyrimidine nucleotide transmembrane transporter activity
Source: RefSeq, a predicted model, not a curated record
GGACGAGGCCGCCAGCGGAAAAAAAUUAUUGAAAGGAGACAGGCGGCCCUUGUGCUGGAGAUUAAUAAUAAUUGGUCGCAGCGGAGGAGCAGGGCGACAGUGUGCAGCGGCAGCGGGCGGAGAGAAGGCGGCGGUCCCGCUGGCUCAGGACAAUAAUGAUUCACCAUGAAUCAGAGGGAGCCCUUGAUACAUCUCUUUGCUGGCGGCUGCGGGGGUACAGUUGGAGCCAUUUUAACGUGUCCUCUCGAAGUGGUGAAAACUAGACUGCAGUCAUCAUCUGUUACAUUCUAUAUCCCAGAAGUUCAUCUCAGCGCAAUAAAUGGAGCCCGUGUGGGUCGGGUGGCUCGUGUUUCACCUGGUCCUCUGCAUUGUUUAAAGAUGAUUCUAGAAAAAGAAGGUCCCCGGUCUCUCUUCAGAGGGCUUGGUCCAAAUCUGAUAGGCGUCGCACCAUCCAGAGCUAUAUACUUUGCUGCUUACUCCAGUUCGAAGGAAAAAUUGAAUGCCAUCCUGGAACCUGAUUCAAGCCUGGUGCACAUGCUCUCUGCUGGAGUGGCAGGCUUUACUGCUAUUACAGCCACCAAUCCCAUCUGGCUAAUAAAGACACGCUUGCAACUAGAAGCAAGGAGCCGAGGCGAAACACAGAUGAGUGCUUUUGAAUGUGUGAGAAGAGUAUAUCGUUUUGAUGGUAUUAGAGGCUUCUACAGAGGAAUGUCGGCUUCCUAUGCAGGCAUAUCUGAGACUGUCAUUCAUUUUGUAAUUUAUGAAAGCAUAAAGCAGAGACUGAUGCAAUCCAAAACAUCUUCGAACAUGGAUCCCGAAGAAGAUUCUGUUAAAUAUGCUUCAGACUUUAUAGCCUUGAUGUUAGCUGCUGCAACAUCUAAAACAUGUGCCACCAGUAUAGCAUAUCCACAUGAAGUCAUAAGAACUAGGCUACGUGAAGAAGGAACAAAAUACAGAUCAUUUUUUCAGACAUUUUCCUUAGUAAUAUCUGAAGAAGGUUACAGAUCACUUUAUCGUGGUCUUAUCACCCAUCUGGUCAGACAGAUUCCAAACACUGCAAUCAUGAUGGCCACUUAUGAGCUGGUGGUUUAUCUUCUUGAUGGGUAACGAAAGUGAUGAAAUGUUGUGCAAACCUGGAAGACCAAAGGACUUGACUGGACCAGAAACCCCAGAUAAAUUUUAAUGCUGAGAAAAAUGAAUCAAUUGUGAAGAUUUAAGCUGCUGUUAAGACAAAGAAUGUCCAGUUCGUGAAAAGAACUUGCUCUGAUCAAGGAGCUACCGGUAGUCAUGGCAAUGACACAAAAUUAGAGAAUCACCACUUAAUGGGGAACAUUUAACAAAUCUAAAUGUUGUAUUAUCCUGUUAUCUUUCAUUAUAACAUCAGGUUUUUUUCAUCGUGAUAAUCGUUCAAUUUUAAUGAAGUGUCAGGCAAUCUUUGUAAUAAGAAAUGUAUUGCUCUAAACCACUUGACUCAAGUGAUGCAAGAGUCAUAGGCAUUCUCCAAUUAAUCUGAGAAGCAUACCACUGAGUUGAAAUCCUUAUACCAAUUAUCUCCUCCACAGAUCAACCUCUGGAAAAGAAGCUUACAAAGGUGUUAAGUUCAUUCAUCAUUGAAGCCCAUAUUAAAUAAAAGUCAUAUAUUACAGUAUUUUGAAUAAGCCCAGGAAUGCAUCAAUUACAAUCUAGUAUCCUCAUGCAAAGAGUUAAAUCUUGGAGGGUGGGGAGGGGUAGGCUGGGAUGGUGUUCUUAGAUUUUUUUUCCUAAACUCAUUAUAUUUUGCACAGUAACAUAAUUGCUUAAACUCCAAUAAUGCUGAAAUUUAACUAAACUUGAAAUGCACCUCUUAAAUUCUAAAUUUAAAGAUUUAUUCACUUAACAUCUAAGAUAUGACUAAUGAAUGUAAAGCAAGAUAAAUAAGGUUGAUUUGUUUACUGUUCCCCUGAAGUAUUUGCAUACACUUAUUGUAGCAUAUCUAUAGACUGUUAAGAAUUGCUUCAAAGAAACAGCUAUAAGUAUGAUUAUGUUAUGCUUAUGUUUGUCUAUUCAGUCUGUAGAUGCUUACAAAAAGGGAUGCUAAUGUUGGAAGAGGAAACAAAAAUAUGCAAUACUCCACUGUGUUCAAAAUCUAAAUUUUACAAUAUCAUAAGUGACUUUGUCUUGAAUAUUUCCUCAAGCACUUUGUGGCCUUUCUACCUUGUGGGUUUUACUCUUUUCCCCUGAUGAUUUCAGUUCUUAAAUUGUCAAAAUAGCUAAUAAAUCUUUCACAAAAGUUUGUUUGAUAUAAUAUAGAUGGUUUCCGUUAUUAAAGUUGUGCAUUUUGCAGUCACUUCUCAAUCCAUAAUUACAUUGUAUAAUAACUUUGUGUACCUUUUUAAGUUUUGUUACUAUCACUGUGUAUUCUUAAAUACUUGCAUCCUUCAUUUGUUGAACCCUGAUGAACAAAUCAUUAUAUACAAAUUCUAUGUUUGCCUUGUCUUUUCUCAAAUUUACUUGGAAAGAGUGCUUUGAUCUUCUCUUAUUUCCAUACGCUUCAAACCUGUUUAUCCAAAACCGUUAUGCAAAAAGCAGAUUUUAAAUUAGUGGACCGAUAAAAACAUGUCAUUUGGUCAGUUUAAGAAACAAGGAUGUGAACACAGUUUAUUUAAAUUUAAAACGUUUUCUGUUGCAGCUGAUGGAAGUGUGAGUACAUUUGGCAACUUGUAUACUAGUGCAGAAUAACCUCAAAAAUAAAACUGGCAAAGCAGUAUUAAUGUGAUUUUACAAUUUAGUCAUCUGCACAUAUUUCUAAUUGGGGGUGGGGGCAUGGAAUCACCAUUCAGAAUCUCAACUACACAAUGUCCUGUUGAGCUGUAAUGACUUGUAUUACUACAUCUUUUUUUAAACAAGUCCUUUCUCAUCUCUAAGCGUGUCAUAAUGUGAAAUAGUCCGGUCUACACUUGGGCUGGUAUUGUACAGCUUAAUUUUUUAUUUUGUUUUCAUACUUUGGCAAUGCUUGUAAUCAUGAUCAUAAAGCUACAGUAUAUCUAAAUAUGCUGCCUUAGACAGAUGUUUUUCAAAAACUCUGCUGUUCAAUUCCAGAUCUAAAGUGUAUUUGAUCUUCUGUGCAUAGUGCAUCCUUGGGUGCAAGUAAUGUAUGUACAUAUUCUGUACAGAAUCUUUAAUUCUUAAGUCUUCAUGUGUUUUGAAUGCUUCUAUAUUGCAAAGGAUUAAAAAUGAAUUAGAAAAUGCUACAAUGGUUUCAUUAGUAUACAUUGUAUGUGGUAUUCCUGGAUGCCUUUUAAUUAGAAUAUAAUAUCUUGUUGCAAAAGAAAUUAACUGCUAGACAAAAAUGCGUUCACAAGUUCACACAUGCCUCAUGCAAUGAUAUUUUUUGAGAUCCACCAGAAUUUGUAUAACGUAAGGGAAAGCUUUGGUUUUAUGAUUUGGAUAUAGUAGUUCUUUUUCGAUCAUCAUACAGUACAAAGACUUCUCCCUGUGCAUACAUUGAAUUGAAUUUUCAUAAAUUUCUGUAUAAUGAUCUUGAAAGUAAAAGGAUGCUGUGUUUCUUUAAUGCUAAAUUUUUGAGCAUCUGAAUCCAUAUACAUUUUAUUUGAACAAACAGGAUAUUCCAAAUUAUUCAGCAGGGUGGAACAAGCUUUAUUGUUAUAAAGCUGUGGUUGCUUUGGAGGAGGAAAUGGAUUUUCCAGUUGCACAGCCAUUAUUUGAAUUCCAACUCUAAUAAAUCUUAUGAAUUCUUUUGGCCAGGCAACUGCAUUGAGCCUGAACUAUCAUUAAAAGUUUCAUCAUUAGGGGAGCAAAGUUAAUUCUGUUUAUUUCCAGUCAGCUCAGCACAGUAGACAAACAGAAGUCAUGAAAGAGUGCCUGUGCUUUUGAAGGAUUCCAGUCUAAGGGGGCGACGGACAGGGAAAAGAGAGGGUAAGAUUGCUUUGGAACAAAUGAAGGUGAGGGCAGUGUGCAUAUUUAACAGGAUGAUGAUGAUUGGAGGCUCUAGCUCUAUUUUACACCAGGAUUAUCUUAGGCACGUUAGUUCCUAUACGGUUUGAUUUUUUUUUAUAUUUUUCCCCACUUUAUGCAACAGGCUUUGGCCAUGAUUUUCAACAUAAAAAUACACAAAAAUGCAUCAUAACUCCAUGAAUUCUUUAGCAAAAAUUUUACAGUUGUGUUUACAGUUAAUUUUCUUGGUAGUCCUUUGCUAAAUGCAUUUCUGGGUGAUUCUAGUACAUUUAAAAAUGUUUUUAAAAGCAAACACACCAGAUGCCUGAUCAUAUGAUUGUCAGCUAUGAACUCUUUCAGUGCAAUAUUGAAUGUCAAUUUUCUGUAUUGCAAAAAAAGUGACUUUUGAUAUUUUGUGAAGCGAAGGCAGCUGUUUUAAUUUGGAAUCUGGUUUAUUCUAUUUAAUAAAAUGUGAUGUAGACGUUCAUAUUUCUGACAAAUAUUCAGUGAUUAAUGUAUAAGGAAACUACUAUAUGUUGCAUAUUAGCAAAUCUUACUGGGAGUUGGAGAAGAGCUUCUGUUUGGCUUGUUAAAUUUGGGGAUAGAAACUGGGGUACAAUUAAAUAGGUUUUUUUGCAUAAUGCAAUAUAAACAUCCAGUUGCUACAAUAAAAACAUCUGGUACUACUGCAGUUAAAGGGAAACUUCUCUUAAGAUGUACCUUUUGUUUUCAUGUUUGUUUGCACAUGAGCAUGCAUAAUUCUUAUUCAGAAAGGUUGGUUAAAUGAAUCCAUGCCAUUUCAAUACCCUUGUUGCCCUCACCCUCUCUUUAUAUUUGCAAGAUUGGAAGUGGUUUCAAAUUUUACAUUCAAUGGAUGGAUUUUUUAAUGAGUUUUCAUACUGUGUGAAUUUGCACAGAAUUCUAACAUGUUAACACAAACUCUAAGCUGUUCUAAAUCCAAGCAAAAUAUGCUACAUGAAAUUUGUCAAUGCUUGAGCUGUGCACUUAAGACUUUAGAGAUCGGUUUUUGCCCUAAUAUUUAUCUAUUUUUCAAAUUGAAUCCUACAAACUGUGAAUGGUCCAUGUUUCAAAGUGUAGCAUUUCAUGCUUGUUUGAUUAUACCCCCCCCCCCAUUUAUGAAUUGUACUUUAUUUUGGAAUGAGCAAAUAUAUAUUUGCAAGUCCCUGUGUGCAAGUUUUGCAGACGUUUACGUUUCAGAUAAUUACUCCUUGCGCAUAUCUUUGAAAACUAAGAAACAGCUGAAUGAGAUGUAAUGGAAGAAAUUUACUAAUUUGAUGCCAGGAUUUGGUACACUACUGAAAUGAUUUGCAACUAAUUUUCACUUUGACUAUAGUUUUAGCAAUUAACUAUUUUUGUGUAUAUUUGUGAAUGUUGUGAAAUGUCAAUAAAAUUGAAAAUGAAUACUGCA